GCGUGCACCCUCCCUGAGUAUAUUCGGUCCACAUAAAGAUACAGAAACAAACACACAUUUCGCGUUCAUUUAAUUUUUACAUGUAGGGGAGAGAGAGAGAGAGAGAGAGAGAGAGAAGGGUUUAUGAGAUUCUCUACUUAAAAGAGGAGAUCUUGGCAGAUCAAGAGGAGUAAUAGCAACGGGGGCUGGGAAUUUAAUUCUUGGGGUUGGUGGACUAUAAUCUGUCACAACAUUUAUGGCAUCACCUCACCGCAUUACGCAAUGCACCUCGCAAAUUUUCUCUUAGUUGCUCCUUCUCGACACUCGAGGCCUUUUCUUCAAGUGGGGUGACUGCGAGAAAAAUUGGGCUACGCAGCUUGCAGCAGAGAUUUUUGGCAGCAGAGAAUGAUUCUCUGUUAUUGCAGUUUCUUGCUCUUUUAGGAGUUAUACGUAUUUUUCUUGCCACAGUUUGUUCAUUGCAAGUUCCAAGGUGUUCAGUUUGGAACAAAUUUGAAGAAGAACAAGUUGAAGAAAUUAAAAUCAAAGAUGAAGUAUAUGAAGCUAGGGUCCAAACCAGAUGCUUUUCAAGCUGAAGGGAAUUAUGUGAGGUACGUGUCGUCUGAAUUGGAUACUGAUGUCAUCAUAAGCGUUGGAGACGUCAAGUUCCUUCUCCAUAAGUUUCCUCUCUUGGCCAAGAGCAAUAGGUUACGAAAGCUGGUAUCAGGAGUGAGCGAGGAAAGUCCUGAUGAAAUCCGCUUGGCUGAUUUCCCCGGUGGCCCUAAUGCAUUCGAAAUAUGUGCUAAAUUCUGUUAUGGCGUGACAGUAACUCUCAACCCCUACAACGUUGUGGCUGCACGCUGUGCAGCAGAGUAUCUUGAAAUGUCUGAGGAUUUCGACAGAGGAAACCUGAACCUAAAGAUUGACAUAUUCCUCAACUCCAGUGUUCUACACAACUGGAAAGAUUCCAUCAUCGUCCUACAGACCUCCAAGUCUCUCCUCCCAUGGUCUGAGAAUUUGAAGAUAGUCGGUAGGUGCAUUGAUUCAAUAGCAUCCAAAACCUCCGUGGAUCCUUCACUGGUCACCUGGUCUUACACGUACAACAGAAGACUGGCGACAUCAGACCAAAUAAUCCGCAGUGGGCUGAAGUUAUCCGAGAAGAUGGAGUCUGUGCCUAGAGAUUGGUGGAUUGAAGAUAUCUGUGAGCUGGACAUUGACCUGUACAAGAGAGUCAUGCUCGCGAUAAAAUCCAAAGGCAGAAUGGACGGCGGCAUGAUUGGGAAGGCGUUGAAGGCUUACGCCAUGAGAUGGCUGCCAGAUUCUGCCGAUGCAGUGGUGUCUGAAGUUCAUAUCAACAGAAACAAAUCUUUAGUCGAAACUAUAAUGUGCUUGCUUACUUCAGAUAAAGGAAUCAGCUGUGCCUGUAGUUUCUUACUGAAACUACUCAAAGUUGCUAUUCUCAUAGAAGCUGAUGAUUCGUCAAGAGAAGAGCUGAUAAAGAACAUCAGUUCAAAACUAGAUGAUGCUUCAGUCAGUGAUCUCUUGAUCCCGGCAAGGCCUCCUCAGACAACCAUCUACGACAUUGAACUUGUUCAACGCCUCGUGGAUUUGUUUGUAGAGAAUGAGAUGAGUAAGAAGGAUAAGAAGAUGAAUGAGAAGGAUGGGGGUGAUUUUGUUUUAGGGCAUGGAUCUUGGUUGAAAGUUGGGAAGAUCAUAGAUGGUUAUCUUGCAGCAGUUGCUCGUGACCGGAAUCUCACCGUGUCCAGUUUCAUCAAGCUGUCUGAGUCAGUUCCUGAGAUGGCUAGACCGAUUCAUGACGGAUUGUACGGCGCCAUUGACAUCUUUCUGAAGGAGCAUAGUGGUAUAACUAAAUCUGAGAAGAAGAUCUUGUGUGGGCUAAUGGACGUGAAGAAAUUGACGACGGAUGCCACCAUGCACGCAGCUCAGAACGAUCAGCUACCACUUCGCGUUGUGGUGCAAGUUCUGUUCUUCGAGCAGGCAAGGGCAGCAGUGGCUACUCACGCCUUCAGUGAAAAAUCCCUGAGCAAACAGAUGGAUGAGCUGAAAGUAAAAGAAGAGGAAUCAGUGAAAAAUGGAAAGCUUAUCAAGAGAAGUAGCAAGAACAGACGUUCGAGGAGAAUAUUCGAAAGGCUUUGGAUUGCGGGGAAAGGGCUUCCCAACGGAGAUAACAAGAUCCCCGAAACUUUGGGGAGUUCUCAGAGCCCAACUUCUAUGAUCAGAGGAGAAACAAAGUCGUCUGGCUUGUCAACAAGGCAUCGGAGGAACUCAAUUUCGUGAUGUAAGUGUAAAGUGGAAGUAGGAUCUCCAUUGCUGUUGUAGGAAAGAUAAUCUGGUUGGUGUUGCUUUUCAUCUCUUGCACAUCAUUGUAUUUGUAUAAAUUUGUUGAAUUCUUGUA
Molecule: messenger RNA, 2392 nt
Organism: Salvia splendens (bonfire salvia)
Lineage: Eukaryota; Viridiplantae; Streptophyta; Magnoliopsida; Lamiales; Lamiaceae
Product: BTB/POZ domain-containing protein NPY1-like
Exons: 5
Coding region: 526-2274 (582 amino acids)
Molecular function (GO): protein binding
Source: RefSeq, a predicted model, not a curated record